AAUUUCAGGGCAAAUACGCAUGCGGUAGUUACAGCUGGUAAUGUAAUCUAUGCCAUUGGUGGAUUCAAUGGAAAUCAGUUUUUAAACUCCAUCGAACUGAUGGACAGUGAACUGGUUGGAUGGCGUAAUUGGCAACUGGUAUCGGAUCCUGUGCCGCUGGCAGAAGAAGAGGAAGAAGUCGAACCAAUCUCACCGGUCUCAUCAUCACCGGAUUCAAUGAAAGCACUAAAUGCGGUCAAAGUAACCUAA
Molecule: messenger RNA, 249 nt
Organism: Cooperia oncophora
Lineage: Eukaryota; Metazoa; Nematoda; Chromadorea; Rhabditida; Trichostrongylidae
Source: the annotation of a GenBank genome assembly